AUGAGCCAAGUGAUUGUUUUAAAAAUAGAUAACAUUAGGUAGCAUUAUGACCCAUCCAAACACAUAGAGCUAUCUGCUGCAGUUUAUAAUUUUCUGAGGGAACAAGCUCAAGUUCUUUUGGUUCAAGUUUUGAAUUGUUUUACAUCAGUCCUUCUAAAUAAAACCAGCUUUGUAAACACCUCUUACCAAGAAAAAUAUUUGUUUUAGUGAGCUAUUUUGUUCAACCUUCCUUUGGGGAACCAAUAACCUGUCUAAAUGUAUGAUACACUCUAUUUACCAGCAUCAGAAGCACACACCAAAUUCAGGAACCUGAGGACAUAUUUUUUUAAAGAAAUGAGCAAAAUUGAAAACUCCAGAGCAUCUGGAAAGGGCACAGGUGACCUAUACAAGUCAAGGUGGGAAUUCUUUGAGGACAUGCCGUUCCUUCAAGGUUCCCACACCCCCAGGAGAGGUUUCUCUACUUUAGAUCGGCCAAGUACCUCGGGCGCCAGUCACCACCUACAGGGGAAUAUGCCUGGCCCUGUGUCCGCAGACAACGCCUCCGACGAGUCUGAGGAAGAUGUCAUUCUUACGGAACCUGAUCCCCCAGUGCCACAGCUGAAGAGAGGAAAGAAGCAAAAGAGGCAAGGGACAAGCACCCAGGAAGCUGUCCUCGAGAAAGCUCUGUCGUUGCUGAACCAGCCCGUCAAUAGCUUAUUUGAAGACGAGGACUUCCUGUACUCUGCUUCCCUCACACGGGAGCUGAAGCAGCUACCGACCCUCGACAGGGAUUUCCUUAAGAUACAGCUUAUGCAAAUGGUCCUACAGGCAAAACAUAAUGUAGUAAUGCACACUUCAGUUGCUGAUGUGAUGGAACUUGUGCCAUAGGAAAAGAGGUUUGAAAAGAUUGUUCUCAAAAAUCAGUAAAAAUGUUGGUGUCCUUAUGCAAUUAUUAACACGAGGCAUCUUUAAGAGAACAAGUUUUUGUGUCAGGCUGACGAUUUGCCAGCUUCACCAUUAGAUAUUUUACAUUCGCACUAUUAAUGUCCCCUGUUCAUUUCGAAUGUUACUGUACUUUCGUUUGUAUUUUUGUACUCCAGUAAUGCCAAAUAUAGUUGAAAGAGUGGUACCUGUCACAUUGAUCUUUUGUUUUUUCAUGUAGGCAAUUAUC
Ixodes scapularis (black-legged tick) is the source of this 1150-nucleotide messenger RNA. RefSeq lists its product as uncharacterized. The transcript has a single exon. The record is from RefSeq and is a predicted model, not a curated record. Bases 256 to 867 code for a protein of 203 amino acids. Lineage: Eukaryota; Metazoa; Arthropoda; Arachnida; Ixodida; Ixodidae. Gene Ontology annotation, molecular function: DNA binding.